AUAAAUUUAGUGUUUUUUUACAAAAUAUUUUAUAUUAUUAUUAAAAAAAUAGCAAAGUUUUUAGGACUUUUUGUAUAAAAAAUACUAAUAAAUAAAUUUAACAAAAACUGCUCUUGAAAACAUAAAAAAUGGCAGCACGUCGCGUUGCACAAUCCUCCAUUAACUGGUCUGCUUUGGCCGAGCGUGUCCCCGCCAACCAAAAGGCUAACUUUGCCGCCUUCAAAUCCAGGUCGGAUGUUUACAUGCGCGCUGUCUUGGCCAAUCCCGAGAACCCACCAAAAAUCGAUUGGGCUCACUACAAAAAAUUGGUACCCAUUCCUGGAUUAGUUGACAGUUUCCAAAAGCAAUACGAAGCCGUUAAGGUACCCUACCCAGCUGACAAUGUCACCGCUCAGGUUGAGGCUCAAGCUAAGGAAACCAAGGCUGAAAUCGAUAACUUCAAGAAGAGCUCUGAAGCUCGCAUUGCUCAAUUGCAAAAAGAAAUUGAUCAUUUGAAAUCAUUGUUGCCAUUCGAGCAAAUGACCAUGGAAGAUUACCGCGAUUCAUUCCCCGAUUUGGCUUUGGAUCCCGUCAACCGUCCCACUUUCUGGCCUCACACCCCUGAAGAGCAAGUCGGUUAUGUAUCCAAGGAAAUGGAAGCUGCUCGCGCUGCCCACGAACACUAGAGAGCCGGUGGAUAUUUGGGUAUAGAUUUAUUAUUUUAAGUUGUGAAGAUUUUGUUUUCAAAAUAAAAAAAUGUUUUGUAACUCUUAGGUUUAAAAAACUCGAGGGUUCAAAACAAAUUCGUUCAUUGCAAUGCGAAUUAUUUAAAAGAAAAAUUACACAGUAUGUGAAACGAUAAUUUAACAUCAAUAAAAAACAUUCUCCAAAAAUCUA
Molecule: messenger RNA, 876 nt
Organism: Lucilia cuprina (Australian sheep blowfly)
Lineage: Eukaryota; Metazoa; Arthropoda; Insecta; Diptera; Calliphoridae
Gene: ATPsynD
Product: ATP synthase subunit d, mitochondrial
Exons: 2
Coding region: 129-665 (178 amino acids)
Biological process (GO): proton motive force-driven ATP synthesis
Molecular function (GO): proton transmembrane transporter activity
Source: RefSeq, a predicted model, not a curated record